Molecule: messenger RNA, 672 nt
Organism: Angiostrongylus costaricensis
Lineage: Eukaryota; Metazoa; Nematoda; Chromadorea; Rhabditida; Metastrongylidae
Source: the annotation of a GenBank genome assembly
AUGAAUGUACAAAAGGAACAGUUGAAACAACAAAUUACUGACAGUGAACGAAAUCUGAAAGCCCACCUUGAUUCUAUCCCGGCGAUGAAAGAAGCACAAGUUGCGCAAGCAGUGGUUUUAUCAGAGUCACAGAAGAUGUCACAGAUUUUGGCAAAUGUAAACUUCAAUGUGGCUCCAUUGGGGGCAAUACUGGACCAGCUCAAUUCCGGAAAAUGCUCCAAAGAUCUUGUUUCGGCUAGCCGCAAGUGGAUAUUUGAAAACUGUCAAACCGAUCAAUUACGUGAGGUUGUCCUCACAUAUUUGCUGAGCAGGGUAAAAGACUCCCAUGCCAGCGACAAUUUUCGUCUCAAUAUUCUCUACGUUAUAAAUGACUGGGCUUAUCAAUGUUUGUUUUGGUCCCUAACUCUGGAACAGAAAAUAACUCUUGUUCGAGUCAUAUCGGGCUGCAUUAAAUUUCAGCAACUACGAAAUCCUGGUCAGAUAUUCAGCUCUGCCAAAGCUGUUCAGGCAGCUGAAUAUGCGAAAUUAGCGGCGGACAUUGAAGUAAAUCUGCAAGCAAUGUACUCUGGAUAUGAGCAACAGCAUAAGAACUAUGUACAGCACAUCAUGCAACAAAUAGCUCAGAUCGAUAUGCAGAUAGAAGCCGAAAAGGAUCGAGCUCGAGGUUUGUGA